This is a messenger RNA of Soboliphyme baturini, 1740 nucleotides long. The record is from the annotation of a GenBank genome assembly. NCBI's taxonomy places the organism in Eukaryota, Metazoa, Nematoda, Enoplea, Dioctophymatida, Soboliphymatidae.
UUGCCGAUAGUGCACACCUGUCAGAUCGAUCAUUCACAGUUUGACACUUGCCCUGAGCACGCAACUAAAGUUUUCAAGUUCUGUAGCGAAUCUUUUAACAAAGCAGCGUUCAUAAAGAAAGUUGCGGACAAGACUGGCAACUUCCAGUUCGGUGCGUCGAAAGGUAUCCGCGACAGACUGUUGGAUGAAAUACUCCAGCUGUUCAACGAAUACGGAUCCGAUAACGGCUAUAGGUUUUUUUGGAAUCGGCAUCUAAUCGACGGUUUACUUGCCCUGUCGCAAUGGGUGACUCCGAUCAUUCACGGUUACGUAUUUUUCCGACACUGCAAAUCACCAGACAUCCAGCUACUGUUGAUCAGCCGCCGCAGUGUUCAUCGGGCGGGGACACGAUACAUCAAGCGCGGCAUCGACAACCAGGGUCACUGUGCGAACUACGUAGAAAGCGAGCAGAUAGUAGUAGCUUUCAAGCACUUUUCAUCGUUUGUACUCGUGCGCGCAUCCGUUCCUGCUUUCUGGAGUCAGCCUGGCUACAAGUACCGACCUCCACCGGUGAUAACAAUGCCAAGGCCUGACAACGUAUCCGCGUUCAAGAAGCACCUCGAACAUGAACUGAACGUCUACCGCCAUUUGGUAAUCGUGGACCUAGUCGAACAGAGUGGUAAGGAAAAGGUGCUUAGCGACAUUUAUUUGGAUCUGGUGCUAGAAGCAGACCGACCGGACGUCACCUACGUCGCGUUUGAUUUCAACGCCUACUGUCGUGGCCUUCGUUUCGACAAUGUGCGCAUCUUGACUAGUUUUCUCAGAGAUGUUCUCGAUAACAUGAAAUUCUGCUGGGUAGACAAGAAUCAUGAAGUGGUGUGCCAACAGAACAGCGUUGCCAGGGUCAACUGUGUUGAUUGUUUGGAUCGAACAAAUCUCGUGCAAAGUGCGAUCGCCAGAUACGUUUUUGAAAUCACUUUGCGUAAGUUUGGUUUGAUCGCUCCAGAAGAAGGUCUUAGUUCAGAGGUAGAAAAUGUAUUUCGAGUUAUGUGGGCGAACAACGGCGAUUACAUUAGUCGACAGUACACGGGGACAGUUGCGUUAAAAGGCGACUUUACAAGAACCGGGGAACGCCGCAUUGUUGGACUGAUGAAGGACGGCUAUCAUUCCGCAAAUCGAUACUACAUGUGCCACAUGAAAGAUGCCAAGAGACAGCUGGCUAUUGACUGUCUGCUGGCAAAGGAGCAGAUCAGAUUGCUGGUGCAAGAUUGCGAGAAGCUGUUAGUCACCGACGAUGAAGUGAUUGUCGGCAGUUGGGCGCUGAUAGACGUUUCGAAUGCUGACCAGGACUUGGAGAGCGAAAUGGACACCGUCGUUGUACUGACUCGCAGUUCGUACUACAUUUGUGAAUAUGAUGAAGACGCGGACAAAUUCAUCAACUUUCAGCCGGUGUGCAUUCGUAUUACGUAUCGAUCUGAAUCGAAUCGUGUUUUGCAUCACACGUGGAAAGCGGCCAGCACGCGUUUAUUCAACAACAUUGCCAUUCAGAUCAAAAACGUUGACGAAGCCGAGGAGUAUAUCUGCGCCAUUGGCGAGCAGUUUAUUGUAGCACUAAGUUUAGCGGGGAACGAUGUACAACUAGAGUAUUGUGCGAAGCUUCCCAGUCGGUCCGCGUUUACACAAUACUUUUAUAGGUUAUUAUCAUCGAUAUCUAAAAGACUAAACAGUGUUUUAACAAUCGAGAACCGAAAUAUUUCUUAA